UGCGUACGCAUCUCAAGUGGCUUGGACGAGGAGGUAAAAAGGCAUUUCUGGGAGGAUUUGGACGAGGUUGUGCGUGGUAUUCCCAUACUGAGAAUCUUUUCAUAGGAAGAGAUUUUAAUGGCCACAUUGGGGCGUCAUCUAGGAGCUACGAUGACGGGUAUGGCGGCUACGGUUUCGGUGUUAGAAACGGAGGUGGUACUUCAUUGCUGGAUUUUGCUAAGGCUUUUGAUUUAGUGAUAGCUAAGUCUAGUGUCCACUUUCNGUUUCUGGGAGGAUUUGGACGAGGUUGUGCGUGGUAUUCCCAUACUGAGAAUCUUUUCAUAGGAAGAGAUUUUAAUGGCCACAUUGGGGCGUCAUCUGGGAGCUACGAUGACGGGUAUGACGGCUACGGUUUCGGUGUUAGAAACGGAGGUG
Molecule: messenger RNA, 414 nt
Organism: Nicotiana tabacum (common tobacco)
Lineage: Eukaryota; Viridiplantae; Streptophyta; Magnoliopsida; Solanales; Solanaceae
Source: RefSeq, a predicted model, not a curated record